Messenger RNA from Saccharomycopsis crataegensis, 2862 nucleotides. RefSeq lists its product as uncharacterized. Lineage: Eukaryota; Fungi; Ascomycota; Saccharomycetes; Ascoideales; Saccharomycopsidaceae. The coding region runs from base 1 to 2862 and encodes 953 amino acids. Gene Ontology annotation, cellular component: Golgi apparatus. The record is from RefSeq and is a predicted model, not a curated record. The transcript has a single exon.
AUGGGUACCAACAAACAAAGCUACAACCCAGAUGACUUGUUUGCAAUUGAUAAAUCCCAUGAUAUACCCACUUAUGAGCUAGACUAUUUUUCUUAUGAUCAAAAACCAGCUUUUGAAAAGCUAUCUGAUCCAAAUAUCGUGGUUAAUUCGCCUCAAGAUGAUCCAAACAACAUAGCAAGGCUUUUUGAUUACGCCAACGAUCUGAUGGCACAAGAAUCACCAAGCAUGAAAAGUGGUGCAAUCAAUCCAUUCAGCAAUAACGAUACUUACUCAAUGGACUAUGAAACUCUUGCCCAAGAAUCACAGUAUACCCGGAGAUCUAGUCUCAGAAACUCUAUUUCAGCAUCGCUUAAUCGUCUCCCCAAAAGUUCAUCUUUGUUAAGCAAACUCAAAUUCCAACAAGGGGUUUCCAAAUCUUUCUACAUUUUCAUAGCCAUUUCGAUUAUUUCGUCAAUUUUAAUUUUGCCACUCCAAAUCUUUCUAAUCGUCAACACUUUGCACCCCAGUUCGUUCAAUGGUAAUACUCGUGUUGUAUAUUUCACCGGCAUGGCAUUAGCCGUUUGCUCAAGUCUUUUGAUUUUCUCUAGAGUCUAUCAAGUCUUCAUCACCUUAACCGCGCUCAUUACGAAAAACACUAUCCAAGCUUUAUAUUUACUAAUUUACAUGGCUCUUAUAUUCGUUAGUUCGGCAAAUUACAUGUUGCAUUUUCCCAAAACUUUGUCGGACCUCAACCCUGAAGGUGAUCAUAUCAUCACCAAAUUCGCCACUUAUUGGAUUAUUGCAUUUUCGGCAUUGGCAUUGGUCACUCAAUUUCUAUUGUUCUGGUUUUCUUUGAGGAAAGAAUUGUCGUGGCAACGUUUCAGAUCUUUGAGUAGUUCGAUAUCUACAAGAACUACCGUCCUUGCAAUUCAAAAUUAUAAGGCAUUGAUCAUCUUGAAUGGGUUUUUCAUUAUUUACGAUUUAGUGAUUUCUAUGAAUUUCCCGUACCAUGCAAUGCAAAAAAGAUGGGAUACAUUCAGUAGAUUCGCAAUUUUUUUCAUUGUCUUGACACCAAUGGUAUUAACUUACCUUUACUUCAUAAGCUCAAAGAGAUCGAUCGCUUCGAUGGUUUUUGGGAUGGUUUAUAUGUUAUUGAUGUUCAUAUUUUCUGUGAUUUCUAGUUAUUCCUUCAAUACGUUUGCCCCUUUUCUUUAUACUGAUCCUGGGGUAUCGGGUGAUAAUGUUUCCUCUUCUGAGUAUUAUUCUGACAUGAUAUAUCCUUUUCGAGGAUGGUUCUCAGUAUUUCAUUACGCCUUAUUGGGGUUUAAUUUCCUGGUAUCGAUAUACUUGGUGAAAAUGUUUUAUGAAGAAAAUGCGGUCAGCACCCAAAGUACUGACAAAAAUGGAAUUUGGAAUGAUAUCAAAAGCUUUUUUAGGAUCAACAACGAAUUUUCCCUGGGAAAUAUUUUGAAUUCCCAAUAUUUCGUCCAAAUCAAAUCUCAAACAACCUUAUCAAAUGGUAGUGCCGCCAAUAUCAAAGCCCAAAUCUUCAAGAUUUUCAAGAUGAAUGUUUUGAUAGUGGUGGUGGCAGCAAUUCUUGGAGUUUCUUUCACAACUUACACGUUUAAAAUUAAUGAAGAAUUUUUUUUCCCCUGGUUUUUGGCGUCGCUUAUUUCCAUCACUGCGUUGCUUAGCUUUUCUAUAUGGAGUUUUUGCCAGUGGCGGAGAUCAAUGAAGUCAGACGAUCCCAUCAUUGCUGCCUCAAGGGCCGCAGCGGCUAAAUACUUAUUACUUUUAUCUAUUCCCGUAUCGUUUGUGUUGUUGAAUGGAUCGUUAUAUCAUGCAUUUUUCGUUGCCAAUUUGUGCCUCUACUAUGGAUUUGAUGGGCUUUUCUUCAUUUAUUCGGUUCCCCAAUCAAAUGAGCAUUUAUCAUAUUAUUAUAAUGUCACCGUCGCAAAGAAGUUUUAUCCUGAAGACACUGCUUUGAUUCAGGAGCAAGAAGAGGCACAAGAACUAUUUGACAAUACAAUAUAUUAUCCAUUGUUACGUUCCUUAAACAUCAAUCACUCAGUAGCCACAGGGGUGGUGAUAUCAAUGUGUGUGGUAGCAUUAAUACUGAUGGUGAGCCAAGCAGUCAUGUACGCUCGAGUUGGGUACUUAAUAAAACAAUUCGAAAUAUCAAGGUCUUCCAAACAACAAGAUGACCCAGAAAUUGAAGAUGACACCGAGGCCGAUAAACUUUUCUCAAGCAACGGUGACCAGGACCCUUUUAUUGAUCCUAAGGAAAACGAUAAAACUAAUCUCUUCACCAAUGAUAGCAACAUGGCCCGCAGCAAUACACCAGAGUCAUUAUCUACCGUAUCGCGAUUGUAUUUUAAGCUCCGAGCUCUAAUGUAUUUUAACUUGUACCUCAUGGUGGUAACGAUGCUUCUAUUUACUACUUUCCCUUACAAUUAUUAUAAUGUGUAUAUAGGCACUGUGGUAGAGGAUACAACCCCCACGUUUGGGGCAGUUGGAGGUCUUCAUGCCGCUUAUUUUUUCUUGAUGGUUACUUAUCUUUGCGUUGUCGCUUAUGUUAAAUCAAGACGCGUCCGCGAUGCUGCUGGAAACCAGCAUAAUGAUGGGCUUCUCCAACUCAUUAAGCUUACAGGGCUCGUUAUUUCCUGUGCCAGUAUCGUUUGGAUACCUAUGAUAUGUUACGAAUUCUCACAGGUAUUCAUAGUAUUCAACUAUGUCUUUGAUUCAUAUGAUAUGGUUGAUUUCUUCUAUGCAUUAAUGGCGGCAUUGGUAUUGGAAAUUAUAUGCUUUUUGGCGUCGGGAGUAUUAGGGGGUUUCUUGUGGUGGAAAGUUAGAAAAGAAAGAAAAAGGUAUGAAAAACAAUGA